Molecule: messenger RNA, 390 nt
Organism: Ricinus communis (castor bean)
Lineage: Eukaryota; Viridiplantae; Streptophyta; Magnoliopsida; Malpighiales; Euphorbiaceae
Exons: 1
Coding region: 1-390 (129 amino acids)
Source: RefSeq, a predicted model, not a curated record
AUGAAUCCAUUCUUGUUUUUUCUUUUCUUGAUUUUCUUUGCUGUUCCAAGUUGUGCUGCCACUAGUGUAACCAAGAAGCUGGACCAAACAUUAGUGCCACAACCACAAGAACCAGAUGCUGGAAUAAAGUGUGGAUCAUGUCCUUGUGUUAACCCUUGUGCCCAGCUGCCUCCUCCUCCUCCGCCGCCGAAGACGGUAUACUGCACUCCUCUGGCACCACCGCCUCCAAGGUUUAUAUAUGUGACUGGUGUGCCUGGGAAUGGGAAUUUAUAUGUAACUGAUCCUUAUGAGAAUUGGGACUAUUAUAGUGAUGCUACACACAAUGUUGUUUCAUGGUUUUUGGCUGCUUUUGGAUUUGGAGUUCUACACUUAAUGAUGAUCAUUUGGUGA